GGAAGCGUGCGAGACAGUGACAAAGCGAGUUACGGUCUAGAUUGAAAUCCGCGGCUGCACCAUGCUCUCCAGGUCCACCCCGUGUCUGUGGAUUAUAUUUUGCCUUCAUGUGUGCUGUCAUGUAAACAGCGGGGAAGCACAGAAUGCGAAGGAAGUGAUUCUGCUGGACUCCAAGGCACAGCAGACAGAACUGGAGUGGAUCUCCUAUCCUCCCAAUGGGUGGGAAGAAAUCAGCGGCUUGGAUGAGAACUACACACCCAUACGCACUUACCAGGUUUGCCAAGUCAUGGAGCCCAAUCAGAAUAACUGGCUUCGGACUAACUGGAUAGAGAAGGGCGAUGCUCAGAGAAUUUUUGUGGAACUGAAGUUCACCUUGAGGGAUUGUAACAGCCUACCAGGUGUGGUGGGCACUUGCAAGGAGACGUUCAACUUGUAUUACCAGGAAACAGAUUCGGAGGUGGGCAGGAGUUUACGGGAGAACCAGUACGUGAAAAUUGACACGAUCGCUGCAGAUGAGAGCUUCACUCAGGGUGACCUGGGCGAGAGGAAGAUGAAGCUGAACACAGAAGUACGCAUUAUUGGUCCCCUGUCCAGACGGGGCUUUUACCUGGCCUUCCAGGAUGUAGGGGCGUGUAUCGCCCUGGUGUCUGUCAAAGUUUAUUACAAGAAGUGUUGGUCUAUCAUCGAGAACCUGGCCACGUUCCCAGACACCGUGACGGGAUCGGAGUUCUCCUCGCUGGUGGAGGUCGAGGGCAUGUGCGUGAGCGACGCCGAGGAGGAGGCCGACAACUCUCCCAAGAUGCACUGCAGUGCCGAGGGGGAAUGGCUGGUGCCCAUUGGGAAAUGUAUAUGCAAAGCUGGAUUUCACCAGAAAGGAGAUGCAUGUGAACCAUGCGGUCGUGGUUUCUACAAGUCUUCCUCCCAGGACCUUCAGUGCUCUCGCUGUCCGGCGCACAGCUUCAACGACCGCGAGGGCUCCUGGCGCUGCGACUGCGAGGAUGGCUACUACCGAGCGCUCUCUGACCCUCCGUCUGUGGCCUGCACAAGACCUCCCUCGGCGCCACAGAACCUGGUCUACAACAUCAACCAGACCACUGUUAGCCUGGAGUGGAGCCCACCGGCUGACACGGGUGGCCGCAACGACGUCAGCUACAGGGUUAUAUGCCGGCGCUGCAGCUGGGAACCCGAGGAGUGUGUUCCGUGUGGGCCGAAUGUGGGAUACUCUCCCGCGCAGUCAGGAUUAGUGGACACGUACGUCACCAUCAUGGACCUGCUUGCCCAUGCCAACUACACUUUUGAGGUGGAGGCUGUCAAUGGGGUGUCGGACCUGAGCCGUACACAGAGGCUGUUUGCAGCAGUUAGCAUCGCCACUGGUCAAGCAGCUCCGUCCCAGGUCAGCGAGGUCAUCAAGGAGAAAGUGCAACAGCGCAGCAUCCAGCUCUCCUGGCAGGAGCCCCAGCAACCCAAUGGCGUCAUCACGGAAUACGAAAUCAAAUACUAUGAAAAAGAUCAGAAGGAUCGGAUCUACUCCACGGUGAGAUCCAAGUCCACAUCAGCUACUGUGAACAACUUAAAGCCCAGCACAGCCUAUGUGUUCCAAAUCAGGGCUUUCACAGAGGCAGGAUAUGGGACCUAUGGCCCCAGACUGGAGAUAACCACCAAGGAAGAGGCCACAGCUGCGAUUGUCUCCAGCGAGCAGAACCCCGUCAUCAUCAUAGCGGUGGUGGCCGUGGCGGGGACCAUCAUCCUGGUGUUCAUGGUGUUCGGCUUCAUCAUCGGGAGAAGGCACUGCGGGUACAGCAAAGCGGAUCAGGAGGGAGACGAGGAACUUUACUUCCAGUUUAAAUUUCCAGGCACCAAAACCUACAUUGACCCUGAAACGUACGAGGACCCAAACAGGGCUGUCCAUCAAUUUGCCAAGGAGCUGGACGCCUCCUGCAUUAAAAUCGAGCGGGUUAUUGGAGCAGGAGAGUUUGGGGAGGUGUGCAGCGGCCGACUGAAGCUGCCCGGGAAGCGGGACGUGUCGGUCGCCAUCAAGACGUUAAAAGUGGGCUACACGGAGAAGCAGAGGCGGGACUUCCUGUGCGAGGCCAGCAUCAUGGGACAGUUUGACCAUCCCAAUGUUGUCCAUUUGGAAGGAGUCGUGACGAGAGGAAAACCAGUCAUGAUUGUCAUCGAGUACAUGGAGAAUGGCUCAUUAGAUGCUUUCCUCAGGAAACACGACGGUCAGUUCACAGUCAUCCAGUUGGUGGGGAUGCUGCGGGGCAUCGCGGCGGGAAUGAGAUAUCUCUCCGAUAUGGGAUACGUCCAUCGAGAUCUGGCUGCGAGAAACAUCCUCGUCAACAGCAAUCUCGUAUGUAAAGUGUCUGACUUCGGCCUGUCAAGGGUGAUAGACGACGAUCCGGAGGCUGUCUACACAACAACUGGGAAGAUGCAGGAUAUAAUGAAUUUGAUCUUUACUCCAGCCACUGACCUGCAUUUUACUGAACAGGGUGGCAAAAUACCUGUCCGAUGGACCGCGCCAGAAGCCAUCCAGUAUCGUAAAUUCACCUCCGCGAGCGACGUGUGGAGUUAUGGUAUUGUCAUGUGGGAGGUCAUGUCCUAUGGGGAACGGCCUUACUGGGACAUGUCCAAUCAAGACGUCAUAAAGGCGAUAGAGGAGGGCUACCGUCUACCUGCCCCCAUGGACUGUCCACCAGGCCUGCAUCAGCUCAUGCUGGACUGCUGGCAGAAAGACAGAGCCGAACGUCCCAAAUUCGAUCAGAUAGUUGGCAUCCUUGAUAAGAUGAUCCGUAACCCUAACACCUUGAAAACCCCAGUGGGAACGUGUACAAGACCAAUUAGUCCACUGUUAGAUCAGAGCACACCAGACUUCACCGCUUUCCGCUCGGUGGGAGAGUGGCUGGAAGCCAUCAAGAUGGAACGAUACAGAGACAACUUCACAGCAGCUGGCUACAGUUCCCUGGAAUCUGUGGCCAGGAUGUCAAUCGAGGACGUGAUGAGCUUGGGGAUCACGCUGGUGGGCCAUCAGAAAAAGAUCAUGAGCAGCAUACAGACUAUGAGAGCCCAGAUGCUGCAUCUCCAUGGCACAGGUGUCCAGGUGUGACUGGGACGGGCCACCUCGGGCAGGGGCGAAAAACAAAAACAGAACUUACCUGGAGCAGCGCCUGGGACGUAACCGGGAUAAUCGUCAAAGUAAACAGGCAUCUGUUAUGUCUGACUCUUCCGGCUGUGUCCGGAGUGAAAUCAUUCCUUUGUUCCUCAGUGAAGGAUUGUGGUCUGCAUCUUCAAAGGGCACUAAAGAGAGGAAAAGGGCAAAAAAAAAACAACAACAACAAC
Molecule: messenger RNA, 3339 nt
Organism: Toxotes jaculatrix (banded archerfish)
Lineage: Eukaryota; Metazoa; Chordata; Actinopteri; Toxotidae
Gene: epha7
Product: eph receptor A7
Exons: 17
Coding region: 62-3106 (1014 amino acids)
Biological process (GO): cell surface receptor protein tyrosine kinase signaling pathway; protein phosphorylation; axon guidance
Cellular component (GO): plasma membrane; neuron projection
Molecular function (GO): protein binding; transmembrane-ephrin receptor activity; ATP binding
Source: RefSeq, a predicted model, not a curated record